Paramuricea clavata is the source of this 354-nucleotide messenger RNA. The record is from the annotation of a GenBank genome assembly. NCBI's taxonomy places the organism in Eukaryota, Metazoa, Cnidaria, Anthozoa, Malacalcyonacea, Plexauridae.
AUGGAAAAAGAUGCCCAUGCCAUCGACGAUAUAUCAGAACCAGACAAUACUAACUCUUUAAAUGAUGAACCAAUGUUUUCGAGUAUGAAAAGCAGCCUGGCCUCACUUGAAGCUGACUUUGUUCUUUUUAAGCAAACGACCCAAAUGAGCAUCAAUGUCCUCAAAGUUCAGCUCGACAAUAAAGACGGUGAAAUCAAUAAUCUAAAAACUGAAAUAACGCUACUCAAGACAACCAACCUAAGCCAACAACAGUCAAUAUGUGACCUGAAUUUAAAACAAUCACAAAUUGAAGAUGAACUUAAAAAAUUAAAAAACAAACACAAAUCCUUAGAGAAAAAGAAUACUGAUCUAUAA